Molecule: messenger RNA, 3359 nt
Organism: Morone saxatilis (striped sea-bass)
Lineage: Eukaryota; Metazoa; Chordata; Actinopteri; Moronidae
Gene: srd5a1
Product: steroid-5-alpha-reductase, alpha polypeptide 1 (3-oxo-5 alpha-steroid delta 4-dehydrogenase alpha 1)
Exons: 5
Coding region: 140-940 (266 amino acids)
Biological process (GO): steroid biosynthetic process
Cellular component (GO): membrane
Molecular function (GO): 3-oxo-5-alpha-steroid 4-dehydrogenase activity
Source: RefSeq, a predicted model, not a curated record
AUUGGUCCUGGGUCGGACAUCCAUGUGUCGUCAGUGGCUUCAGCUAGUUAGGUUACAGAGCAUACUGUCAAAUAGUUGCAAACAUUAGUUACAUUUACAUUGUUUCUGCUUUGAGUUUUGUAACAGUAGCCCUGCCGCCAUGAUGGACUCCCUGCUCUCCAGGCUUUUCUCCUCGGAAAAGGAGGAGCUGUACAUUUUAGACUGCAUGGCUUACUGUAUGGUUUUCAUGGCAGCCUGCACUUUUGUUACUCUGCUUUUCGAAAAUGUCCCGUACGGCCGAUAUGCUACCAGCAAAUAUGGAUUCCCAGUUAAUGCCAGGUUUGCGUGGUUCGUCCAGGAGCUGCCUGCGUUCCUGGUGCCAGUGUGCCUGCUGGUAUGGACAUCCUGUGCAAAGACCUCGCUGCUGUCCAACCAGCUGCUCAUUGCUAUGUAUUUCUGCCACUAUGUUCAGAGAUCCCUCAUCUAUCCAUUUCUAAUCAGAGGAGGUAAAGCAACACCAUUCGCCUCAUUUGCCCUGGCCAUUGUUUUCUGCAUCUAUAAUGGCUACAUGCAGAUCAGGUACCUGAGCCAUUAUGCUGAGUACCCUGCAUACUGGGUUACACAUCCAUGCUUCAUCGCAGGGUCUGUUCUGUGGUUGGUCGGUUGGCUGGUGAAUGUGCACUCUGACCACAUCCUGAGAAACCUGAGAAAGCCCGGAGAGACUGGUUACAAGAUUCCCACAGGCGGAAUGUUUGAGUAUGUGUCUGGAGCCAACUUCUUAGGAGAGAUAACAGAGUGGGCAGGCUUCGCUCUGGCUGGCCACUCUGUUCACAGUUCAGCUUUCGCCAUCUUUACCGCAGUGGUCCUCGCCAGCAGGGCUGUGGCCCACCACAAAUGGUAUCUCGCUAAGUUUGAAGACUACCCGAAAAGUAGGAAGGCCCUGAUUCCCUUUCUGUUCUAAAAACACUGUGGGUACUGGAAGCCUAAAAAUGUGCUGGUUCUUACACAAGAUUCCCAUCAUCCUUUUUUAUAAUUUAGGACAGCUCUGAUGUCAGAACAGGACAAAUGAAACACAGGUUGCACGCUUGUAAACAAUCUCAUCUGAGCUGCAAGCAAGCCACAGUAAAAAGCCAUCAUCCUCAGAAGAUUUUUACUCAUUACCUUUGGAAUAAUGUCCAUGAAGCACAAAGUAACCUCAACAGCCGGGAACUGAAUGUACUGGAAGAGUUGUGUUUGCCGGAGAGGCAACUUUUAGCACUCCUCUGGAGGAAAUAAGAUAGUGAAUGGAGCAUACCUCAACACUAAUACAGUGGAUUUAUAACACUCUUCUGCAGCAAUAAACAGUUUUAAGACCCUACGCUGAUCUGCAUAUCCUCCCAGAUGGAACAUAAACUUGGAAAUGCAAAGCAGACAUUUAAACUUUUCAUUCAUUCUCAAGAGUCAUCGGUUGCAAAUGCAUCUUUUUAUCUUCCAUUUAAACGCAUUAGAUAAAAGGGGGACCCUGAAUUGAGUCCUGUCUCAUUUUGCCGUGGGUGUCAUCAGAAAGACUUUUCUACUUCAUCUGAAACUCCUGAAACAGAAACCACUUGAGAACAAACGGUAACUGCAUCUGUCCUGUAAAGACAGAGACUGUAGCAGGCCGGUUCCACAGCUACUGGGCUGCAGGGAAAUCAAAUGGAGAUGAAGCACGGCCCUCAAGAACUCAGCCAUGCCUGAAAUGAGAAGAAGAGAGCGUUGCCUCAGCACAUCACCCCUGGCAGGGUGUCUGAGAAAGAGAGAAGUGAAGGAAUGAAAGGGAAAAGUAUUGUAGAGCAUGUUGAGCAUAAAUGACAGUGAAUAGACGAGGCUGCAUGUGAUUGAAUGAAAGACAGCAAAGGGAAGAAAAAGGAACAUCGGUAUCGAUUCAUAAUCACUUCAACCAUGAGCUAAAUAAUCUUAUUAGUGUUCUGACUUUUUUGAGAAUCGUGUCUUACUUUGUAAUAAUAUGAUCUGCCUUUUCAAUGUUUUCAGUAUGUUUUCACAAAGUGGGCUUAGUUGGUGGGAUUACCUCAUCACUUUUUCACAACUUAAGUUCAAAUGCAAGUGAAAAAGACAUUGGCUGACAACACAGGUUGCACUGAACUUUAUACUGAAGCUUUCCACAAGGAGAGCACAGAAAGUGCCAGCUUUGUAUAGCUUCUAUCCCUCUCCCAGUCGCAGCCAAGGUGACAUCAUUAUGAAUUUUCCAAAUGUGUUGUAUUUAAAAUAAAUGUAUUUUGUCAUUGAUUUUACACAUGGUUUCAUCAAUAAAUAAUAGAACCACUAUGUCUGAGUGUGAUAAAAAAGCUGAAGACGAUGCAAAGUGACAUCCUUCAUGUUCAAGGUCUCCACUGUCUCUCCCCCUUUUUUUUCCAGACUAUUUCCUCUGUGUAUCCUCUUCUUCUGUAUCCAUCUUCUUGUAAUUGCAUCAUAUAUUACACAGCCAGUAUUUACUGGGCCUGCCAUCUGACCUUAAUAUCAUUCAUCUUCAGGCAGACACCAUUGGAUUUUCUUUUUAUAUGCAAAGCAUUCAAAUGAACUGGCUUUUAAUUUUCCAACUCCCAGAUUUAUUCACACAGCCUGGAGAUACCACCUAUAGGAGAGAAGCAGCAGUUUAGACCUGCAAUGAUGCCUCCUACAGACAAAGAUAGGAAUAGGUGCUUUAAUUUUAACACUUGUGCCACCUGCAGAGUGUUACAGUGGUAUUUUUUUUUAAUGUCACAUACUGUAUGUGUGUGUGUUGAUGACGUUUUAAGAAUUCAGGUUGUGUCUAUAAAACAAAUGUUAGCUUUAUAAGAUUUUGUAGAUUAAAGCACCAGUGUGUAUGAUGUAUCAUUGCACACCUUCCUUAACGCCAAAACAACGUAAAAGAUGUAACGAAUCAGACACGAUACGAAAGAGUACUUUUAUAGUUUGAGUACAUUUCGGAGCCUGUACUUUUUCAUUUUACUUGACUAAACAAGUUAAAUCAAUGCUUCUGCUUUAGUGAAGAAUGUGUGUACUUUUGCCACCUCUGCACACUGGACCUUUAAUACAUUUUGUUAAAACGUGUAUGUGUGUAUGCCAGUUUUUUUAAGGAAAUAUUCACCAUAAGGCUUUAUAUUCUGGCCAUAAACAACGAUUAUGUAAGUUAUUUGAAAUCCACAUUAAAAAAGCAAGAGAUUGAUUCAUCCAGGUGUUGUUUUAGCUGAGGUUGUUGCUGAUUUCAUGAUUUGUAUUUAUACAAAGUAUUUGUACUGUUAGCAUUUAUAGACCACUAUGUGUUGUAAUAUUAUUUAUGUGUGUCUGUGUCCCUGGUUGUUUUGACUUGUUCUUGUUUUGUGUUGCUGUUCUGUCUUGGCCAGGACUCCCUUGAAAAAGAG